This is a messenger RNA of Terrapene triunguis (Three-toed box turtle), 1303 nucleotides long. RefSeq names its product exocyst complex component 3-like protein 2. The annotation marks the transcript as partial. The transcript is spliced from 9 exons. Lineage: Eukaryota; Metazoa; Chordata; Testudines; Emydidae. Gene Ontology annotation, molecular function: SNARE binding. Gene Ontology annotation, biological process: exocyst localization; exocytosis. The record is from RefSeq and is a predicted model, not a curated record. Gene Ontology annotation, cellular component: exocyst.
AUGCUGGCCGAGGCCCUGGCGGCCCAAGGCACCUACCCGUCCCUGGAGCUGAUGGUGCGGGUGAUCGAGCAGGAGGAGGCCGCGGACCGGCGGUGGCUGGAGGCGCAGGGGGGCGGUGCGGGGCCCCGGCCCCGGGCCAUGCGCCGCAGGUGGGCCGAGGCGGUGAAGCGGGCGGUGGGCGAGCGGCUGGGCCAGUGCGCGGAGGACAGUGGCGGCCCCCUGGCGGGGCACGUGGAGCGCCUGACCCGCUGCCUGGUGGAGGACCUCCGCGCCGUCAGGAGCCACCUACUGCCGGCGUAUCCCCCCGAGUACCAGGCCCUGGACAUCUACGCCCGCAGCUACCAUGAGGGGCUGGCCCAGCUGCUGGGCAGCAUCGCCCAGAGGAGCCUGUCCAUCGCCGAGCUCUACUUCCUCCUGGACUGGCACAGCAACACCUACCCCAGGGAGGUGCUGGGGCGGCUGGACAUCGCCCCACUGCUCAGCGCCCACGAGCUAGAGCCCCUGCUGCCCCCCGAGACCCAGCGCCGCUUGGAGGAGGCCUGCGUUGCGGCAGUGAAGACCAAGAUCGUGGCAGACAUGAGCCGGGAGCUGCGGGAGGAGGAGCAGCGCUGGGCACAGGAGCCAGGACGGGACCACAGCCAGCUGGAGCUGUCCAGCCGGGUGAUCUCUGUGCUGAAGGCCCAUGUGGACAAAGCCCCCCGGAUCACGCCGGAGUUCGGGGAGCAGAUAGUGCUCUGCUGUCUGACUGGUCUGGCCGAGUUCCUGCAGAGCUUUCAGAGCAAGGUGGAGCAGUUCCACGAGGGGCCCGGCAAGAGCGGCCCCCCCACCGACAGCUAUGUGGGCAGGACCAUCGCGCUCGUCAACUGCUGCCCCCCCUUCAGGGAAUACGUGGAGCAGCUGGCGCAGUUUGGCCACUCGGAGAGCGAUGCCCCCCAGCGCCAGGCCAGCGCCGCCCUGGACAAGGUGACCCGGCUCUGCAACCAUGUCCUGGCCCAGCAGCUCUUCGAGGAGCUCCGGCCCUACUUCCCCAAGCUGAUGAAGAGGAAGUGGCUGGCCAGCUCGGAGAGCUUCGACGCCAUCGUCGCGCUGCUCACGGACUACACCCAGAAGCUGCGGAAGAUGCAGCCGGAGCCGUACGAGGUGGGUGCUGCCGAGGGCGUGUCUCUGUCCCCAGCAGCUUGGCAACAGCCCCUUGCAUUUGACGCCGCCACGUCGGAGGAGAGUGCUCUUCUUCCCUGCGUCAGCGUGGGUGGAGGUAUGCGAAGGGUCCGCACGGCAGAUGAUGGCUCGUUCUUGAGUGCAG